Agelaius phoeniceus (red-winged blackbird) is the source of this 1507-nucleotide messenger RNA. RefSeq lists its product as uncharacterized. The record is from RefSeq and is a predicted model, not a curated record. Gene Ontology annotation, molecular function: GTP binding; GTPase activity. Lineage: Eukaryota; Metazoa; Chordata; Aves; Passeriformes; Icteridae.
CCCAGCCUGCCCGCACUCGGGAUCGUGCCCUGGCUCCUCCUCCAGCCGCCCCGUGACGGUCCCAGGGGUGACAUUACCUGCCCAACCUGCGCUGCGACACCCGGUCCCACCCCUUGAGUCAAGCGGCCGCGCUGUCGCCAGCUCGGCCUCUCCGUCCCCGCUGUCCCGGACCCUCCGCUGCCCCGGACCCCCUCGCUCCCGGCACAGAGGAACCGUCGGUCGCUCCGUGCCCUCCCUCGGCGGCGCCGGGAGCCCGGCCCGCCCCGCCGGGUGCUCGAGGCUCGGCAGCGGGAAGGAGGAAAGGCAAAGGCAGGGCGGCCCUGCAGGGCGGGCGGCGACAUGGGCAGCGCCGAGGAGGAUUAUAACUUUGUCUUCAAGGUUGUGCUGAUCGGGGAGUCUGGGGUGGGAAAAACAAACCUGCUGUCUCGUUUCACCCGCAACGAGUUCAACCACGACAGCCGCACCACCAUCGGCGUGGAGUUCUCCACGCGCACCAUCCUGGUGGGAGACGCCGCGGUGAAGGCUCAGAUCUGGGACACGGCCGGGCUGGAGCGCUACCGCGCCAUCACCUCCGCGUAUUACCGGGGGGCUGUGGGCGCUCUGGUGGUGUUUGAUAUCACCAAGCACCAGACGUACGAUGUGGUGGACCGCUGGCUGAAGGAGCUCUACGACCAUGCUGAGGCCAGCAUCGUUGUCAUGCUGGUGGGGAACAAGACUGACCUUGCACAGGCUCGAGAGGUGCCCAUGGAGGAGGCCAAAAUGUUUGCAGACAACAACGGGCUGCUGUUUGUUGAGACCUCGGCGCUGGACUCCACCAAUGUUGAGGAAGCAUUUGAGACCAUCCUGAAGGAAAUCUUCCACAAAGUGCAGAAGCAGAAGCAGAGGAGCAGCCAAAGCAACACGGUGUCACUUGCAAGUGAGAACCCUGCAAGCACAGCCCCAGCACAGGCAGAGAGGCGCCCAUGCUGCGUGGCCCUCUGAGCACCCCAGGAUGUCCCCAGGGACCCCCACAACCCCGGGACACCCCAGUGGCCACCAGCACCCGCUGGUGUCACCCUGCCUGCAGUGCCACCCCUGUCCUGGUGCAGUGGGGUCCAGCAGCCUGGACAGGGGUUGAAUUGUGCCAUAAACAGUGAGAAGCACCAGUUCCAGGAGCUCUUCUCUCUCUGUUGCGUUUUUGCUGGGCCCUGAUUAGCAUCACCACUGUCACGCUCCGUUCCAGCCCUUCUGGACCUGCAGGGGAAUAAUGACCAGGACACCCUCUGGGGAAGAAGCCAGUAGGUUCUGGGCAGGAUCAUGCCAGCAACAGGAGCCUCUCUGAUUACCUGUGGCCCUGGGGGUGCUCCUGUAGGGCCACCCUGUGCCCUGCACUGAGGAUGAGGCUGACCUACAGGUGUCUGUCCCACCAGCGACUGCCCUGGGGUGUGAAGUGGCAGCACUCAGCCCUUGGCUGUCCCAGCAGGGCCCGGUGCCACGGGGCAGGGAGCAGCUCUGUGUCCAGCAGGGG